AUGGGACCAAAGGUUAUGGUCACCACAGCAGACCCCUUCGAGGAGGCCACCGACUCAGGAGAUGGCCACACAGGCAGCACUGAGACGGGUGACCCCGAGGCCAUGGACCUCAGCUCAUACCAGCAACCCAUGGACCCCGAUCACGAGGAGGAGCACGAUGAUGAUGACAACGAGGGAAACGUCAGUGGGUCUCAGAUUCUUUCAUUAGUAUCUAUUGGUACACACAAUCUGGGUGUGGUCGAAGCUUCAGUGGCCGACACUGCGGACUAUGACCUCAUCCUGGGGUUCACUGAGCUACGGAGGCUCAAACCCACCAUACAAUGGGAUACGGGCCAGCUGGAGUUCAAGACUCAGGAGCAGGACCAACCCCCUAGGAGACCCCCUGAAGCAGCAAGAGCAGGGGACCUAACCAUGAGGAGACCAACCCUUCAUGGUAACGAGUUUGUCUCAGCAGAGCGCAUACUACGAGCAGCUCUGGAAGAUGGACCCAUAGGGUUCAUGCUGUUAGAGGAGCCACCAUCAUCACUCCCGGCCUUUGGUUUUGUACCUACAGGCGCAGACAAAGGAGUCGAGAUGGAGGUGGAGGUAGAUAAGGUGGUGAUGGCUGCAGACAUACCAAAGCCAUACCAACACCUGCGAGAUGUGUUUGAUGAGGUGGAAGCAGACAAGCUGCCCCAUCAUACCGAGCAUGAUCUCCACCUCGAGUUGAUAGAAGGAGGUAAGCCACCUCAAGGGCCCCUAUACCUUAAGGGACCCAAGGAGAUGUCCGAGUUGAGGAGAUACUUGGAUGAGAACCUCGAGAAGGGGUUCAUAAGACCAUCGAAGAGCCCGGCACGAUCACCAGUGCUCUUCGUACCAAAGAAGGAUGGAGGUCUCAGACUCUGUGUGGACUACAGAGGUCUCAACGAGAUCACUGUCAAGAACAGGGCACCAUUGCCCCUCAUCGAGGAGCAGCUGUUCUUACUCAGGAAGGCAAGGAUCUAUACCAAGCUAGACCUUAGAGCAGCAUACAACCUCAUCCGGAUUGCUAAAGGAGAUGAAUGGAAGACAGCUUUUGGCACUCAGUUGGGACUCUAUGAGUACCUAGUGAUGCCCUUUGGCCUAGCCAAUGCUCCGGCUCACUUCCAGUCAUUCAUCAAUGACAUCUUCCGAGACAUCAUUGGAGUAUAUGUAGUGGUAUACUUAGAUGACUUCCUGAUCUUCAGUGACACUGAAGAGGUACAUGUGAAGCAUGUCACCGAGGUCCUCACUCGCUUAAGGAGCAACAGGCUCUUUGCUAAGCUGUCGAAGUGUGAGUUCCACACCAAGACAGUCGAGUUCCUGGGGUACAUCAUCAAGCCAACGGGCAUAGAGAUGGACCCAGAAAAGGUGCGCACUGUCAAGGAGUGGCCAAUGCCAGAGUCAAUCCAUGACAUCCAGAGGUUCCUGGGUUUUGCCAACUUCUAUCGAAGGUUCAUAGCCCACUUUGCUCGCAUAGCCAAGCCCUUGACAGCACUGGUAAAGCCUAUAGAACGGUUCAAGAAGUUCGAGCUACCAGAGGAGGCCCAACAGGCCUUCCACAAGCUCAUCCAGGCCUUCACAUCAGCAGGAGUGCUUCAGCACUUCGACUACCACCUUCCAACAAGGUUGGAGACUGAUGCAAGUGACUUUGCUAUAGCAGGAGUGCUCAAGCAGGAGCAUGAAGGACGAUGGCAUCCAGUGGCCUUCUACUCUAGGAAGAUGUCUUCUGCCGAGAAGAACUAUGAGAUCCAUGAUAAGGAGCUCCUAGCUGUGGUCGCCUGCCUCACUCAGUGGCGACACAUGCUAGCUGGACUACCGAACCAACUGGUCAUCCUCACUGACCAUGAAGCCCUCAAGUACUUCAAGUCACAGAGACGCAUCACAGGUCGACAGGCUCGAUGGGCCAUACUACUAGCAGACUUCGACUUCAUAUUGCAGUAUCGACCAGGAGACAAAGGUGGUGAACCCGAUGCUCUCACCAGAAGGACAGACAUGCAACCAGCUGGUGAAGAGCAGGAUCACAAUGUGAGGCAACUACUGCCUCCUCGAGUGUUCAAGGAGACAGCAGACCAUGACUCGCUCCUAGUGGCCCCCAUGAUCUCGAUGGAGUCCAUAGCAUCAAAAGGUCUCAAAGACCUGGUCCAGAUCUUCCAGCCCUUAGACCAAGAGCUACAGGAGAUACAUAGGAAGAAGCCCUUCGAGGUCAGGGAUGACCUAUGGUACAGUGGAGGAAGGUUGGUUAUCCCCAAAGUGAUCAUGCCAGGGAGGACCAACAACUGA
Ustilago hordei is the source of this 2280-nucleotide messenger RNA. RefSeq lists its product as uncharacterized. The coding region runs from base 1 to 2280 and encodes 759 amino acids. The transcript is spliced from 3 exons. Lineage: Eukaryota; Fungi; Basidiomycota; Ustilaginomycetes; Ustilaginales; Ustilaginaceae. The record is from RefSeq and is a predicted model, not a curated record.